UGGAUGGAUGAAUAUGCAGUUAAAUAUGAAAGUGAGGUUGAUUCUUAGAAACAAACCUUUUUUGUGUGUAGACUUUUAACGCUAAAAUAACCCCCCAAAAAACAAACGAGUCAGUUUUUUGUUAUUUUAGUUUGUUUAUGUUUGGAGCACCAUGCAGCCCUGUUAUUUGCAUUACAAAUUUAAUCAUUUACUUACUGUAAUGUUUAUGAUUAGAUGGGUUGGACGACACGGUAGCAAAAAACAAACAAACAAAAAACAACAACAAAAAUAAAAACACUGCUUACUGCGAGGAACUUGUUGACUACCUAGUUACAUUUCCACCCCUCUUCUACCACAUCAUAGGUUACCAGUAACGGUGACACUAGAUUUGCGUGAAUAAUUCUUUACAAUGUUCCUAUGAUGUACUCGGAGCUGGAAAAAAAAGCUGCUUUCGCUUUUUACCCCCGCUAUGCGCUUCGAAAUGCCUCUACUUCACAAAUAGUUUUUAAAAGGUUUCCAUCGAGAAAGGCGCUCCACAACGUUGUUGUGUUUAUGAACCUGACAAUACUCUGAAUGGAUUAGGACGUCGAUUCUCCUGGAUAAAUGUUCAGCUCAUAAAGUUAGUUCGCUUAUAUUACAAUUAAAGCAUCUCAGAAACUCGAUAAGUCACGCACUUGAAACAGAUGUUAAAACUGAUCCCUGUGAGUCAAUCCAACGACUCAUUCAGCCGCGCGUAAAAGCGCGCAAAUGGAGCGUUAACGGACCCUCUGUAGAGAGCCCAGUGUUGUUCUCUCCCAAGUAUUUAGAAGAAUCCAGCAGGGAGGUGUGAAGUAGCACACCUACUCACAAUAUUUAGUGUCUGAAGUCCCCCGAAAAACGACAUUAUUUAGAUGCAGAGGAAUAAAGAGUGAAAUUACGCGCGCUUUGCUGUGAUGGAGAUAGUUAAACUUGGUUUCAUACUUGUGUUGAUUAUGUCAAACAUUAUCUGCGAAAAAAUGGACACAGACAGGUGGAGAGAGGGAAUCGGAAAGAACAAAUGGUCAAACUCUGAAGUAAUACGAGAUAUAUUAACGAGAAUGACCAGAAAACCAAGACAACGGCAGUAUCUAGGGCUGAUGCGGAGGAAAGGAUCCGAAAAAUCACAGACAGCACGGAAACGACACAAAUUUCAAACCUUUGUGGGGUUGAUGGGUAAAAGGAGUUUUGACGUCAAGGGAGGUCUGUGAGCAGCAGGACUGAAAACUACCGACGAAAUUAGCUUUGUUUAAUUUCAGACUGCAUCCUGCUUUUGUCUAUCACUUCAUAAAAUAUCAGAUUAAUCUGCUUAGUUAGUUUCCAAGGCUUACAACAUUUCCAGGCAAAC
This is a messenger RNA of Melanotaenia boesemani (Boeseman's rainbowfish), 1342 nucleotides long. RefSeq names its product protachykinin. The coding region runs from base 912 to 1205 and encodes 97 amino acids. The transcript has 5 exons. NCBI's taxonomy places the organism in Eukaryota, Metazoa, Chordata, Actinopteri, Atheriniformes, Melanotaeniidae. The record is from RefSeq and is a predicted model, not a curated record.